Dicentrarchus labrax (European seabass) is the source of this 3275-nucleotide messenger RNA. RefSeq names its product inactive dipeptidyl peptidase 10-like. The transcript is spliced from 27 exons. Bases 265 to 2652 code for a protein of 795 amino acids. The record is from RefSeq and is a predicted model, not a curated record. Gene Ontology annotation, molecular function: serine-type peptidase activity; dipeptidyl-peptidase activity. Gene Ontology annotation, biological process: proteolysis. Lineage: Eukaryota; Metazoa; Chordata; Actinopteri; Moronidae.
GAGGGGAACAAAGCAGGGAAAACAGACAAAUGUAUCGCCUCUUGUGAAGCUUCAGUAACGACGAGGGAGAGAAUCUCCAGUGCAGCAGCUCUGCAGCCUUCAGUUCUCAGUGUUAUUAGCGUCAGUUUCUGAUUUGGUCAGCCUGCAGCCGAGAAGCAGCCAGAGGGAAGUCAGAGGAAACUUUAAAAUUGAGCUGCUGGGAGUCUAGUACAGGGUUUUUAUUUGACCAGAUAAAGGAGCAUUCUGUGAAACUGGAGAGCCAAGAUGAACCAAACUGCAUCCGUCUCUCAUCAGAUUGACUGUCAGCCAGCCAAGGAUUCCAAGGAGUUCGUGGACGUCAGCCCCGCGCAGAGGAACUGGAAGGGAAUCGCCAUCUCUCUGCUGGUGAUCGUGGUGGUCUGCUCGCUCAUCACCAUGUCUGUGGUCGUCCUCACACCCGUGGAGCUCCCGGACAACAGCAGGUCCAGGCUGACUGUGGCUGAUCUGUACAAACCGGAGUUCAGCGUUCAUGACCCCGAGGCCACUUGGAUCAGCGAUUCAGAGGUGGUGUACAAGAACCGCGACGGACACGUCAUCAAGUUUAACUUCGCCUUGAACGAGACCGAAGUCAUUCUGAGCAACAGCACGUUUGUGGCCUUCAAGGUGGCAAAGUACUCGCUCUCGGCGGAUCUGAAGUACGUGCUCUUCGCUUACGAUGUCAAACAGGUGUACAGAUAUUCCUACACGGCGUCUUACAUCGUUUACAACAUCUACACGAGGGAGGUAUGGGAGCUAAACCCGCCAGAGGUUCACAAUGCAGUGCUCCAACAUGCAGCUUGGGGAAGACAAGGACAACAGCUGAUCUACAUAUUUGAGAAUAACAUCUACUACCAGUCAGAUGUGAGGAGUAACUCUCUGAGAAUCACCUCCUCUGGGAUGGAGGGAGUCAUCUUCAACGGACUUGCAGACUGGUUGUAUGAAGAGGAGAUUCUGCGUUCACACUUGGCUCACUGGUGGUCGCCUGACGGAGAGAAACUGGCGUUCCUCACCAUCAACGACACCCUGGUACCCAACAUGGUUCUGCCCCAGUUCACUGGCAACACCUACCCCAAAGGACUACAGUACCCAUAUCCUGUGGCCGGUCAGACGAACCCUGCCGUCAGGUUGUCGGUGGUCAACCUGUUCGGAGCGACGCACACUCAGGAGCUGCAGCCUCCGGAUCAGCUCAGGCUCAGGGAUUUCUAUGUCACCAUGGUGAAGUGGAUCAGUAAUACUCACCUCGCAGUGCGGUGGCUCAACCGGCCCCAGAAUGCUUCACUGCUGACGGUGUGUGACGCCACCAUAGGACUGUGUCUUCAGAGACACGAGGACUCCUCAGACUCAUGGCUCUCCAGACAGGGACAGGAGCCGCUGUUCUCCAAGGACAGGAGCAGGUUUUUCCUCACUCUGCCCGUGAAACAAGGAGGUCAGGGAGAUUUUCACCACAUCACAAUGUUCACCAGAAAGUUGCGAAGCGAGCAGGACGAAGUUCGACACUUGACGUCAGGAGACUGGGAGGUGACCAAACUCGUAGCUUAUGAUGAAAACAACCAGAUCGUAUACUUUCUGAGCACAGAGGACUCAGCCCAACAGAGACAUCUAUACAGUGUGUCCACACUCGGCCUGUUUCCACGGCGAUGCCUCACCUGUGGUCUGAAGGAGGAGUGUUCGUUCUUUGACGCCGACGUCGGCCCCGAUGCACGGCACGCCAUCCUGCACUGUAAAGGUCCUGGAGUUCCAGCUGUGCUGCUUCUUUGUUUUGAUGACGUGGACUCGUAUUUCAUCCUGGAGAACAACCUCCCUCUGCGGUCUGCGCUGGAGACUAAAAAGACGAUCCAGACGGAAAUACGGAUGAUUACUAAUGACAACUUUGAGCUGCCUCUGAAGCUCAUCUAUCCUCCUGACUUCUCUGAGUCUUACCUCUACGGCCUCCUCCUUAUUGUCGGCAGUUCUCCGGGCGACCAGGCUGUGACGGAAGAGUUCAGGCCGGACUGGGAAUGGGUGCUGGCGGGAUCGGAGCAGAUCAUCGUAGCGCGACUCGACGGCAGAGGUUCGGGGUUCAGAGGUCAAAGGGUUUUACAGCAGGUCCAUCAGGGGCUCGGCACGGUGGACGCAGAGGACCAGAUAGCAGCUCUGGAGUACCUGACGAAGCUGCCGUUCGUUGAUCGCACUCGAGUCGGGGUCUUCGGAGAGGACUACGGAGGCUACCUCACCCUGAUUAUGCUGAAGUCGACAGAGAAGCUGAUCAGAUGUGCUGCGGCUCAGGCUCCUAUCGUUGACUGGUCCAUGUACGCCUCCGCGUUCUCGGAGAGAUACCUCGGCUCACCUUCAACCGAGGAGAGCAAAUACCAAGCGUCCAAAGUCCUGCUCAACAUGAAAAGUCUGCAGGGAGGAACUCUGUUUCUGGCUCACGGCACUGCUGACGCAAACGUUCACUUUCAGCACUCGGCAGAGCUCAUCAAACACUUAAUAAAGAUCGGAGCCAAUUACACUAUGCAGAUCUACCCGGACGAGGGACACUUCCUGUCGAGGCGCAGCCGGAUUCAGCUGACUCACUCCCUAAUUGGUUAUUUCAGAGGAUGUCUGCUUGACACGUCGUCAUUACUCGACCAACAACAACGGGACGACGAGUGAGAGAGGGAACGUGGUCAUAGCUGGACCGUGUUGUUGCCCCUGGUAGAAUGAGUGUGUGUGUGUGUGUGUGUGUUUUUAUAUGUAGCACAACGUUUGAUGGACAAAACAAGCUUCUUCUCAACACAUCAGAUAUAGUUUCUAUGGCUCAUCGCCUCAGUAGAACGAUGCUCCUACAGUCAGCACUGUUGAUGCAGUGUUCACCUGUAGAACGGAGAAAAUGCAAAGCAAAAUGUGGAGGAGGAGGAGGAGGAAGAGGAGGAGGUGUCUUUGAUAACCAUGCACAGUCUCCGUUACAUGAUGGUGAAAUUAGCACAAAUCCUGCAACACAGGGUUAAAAAACUGUAUUUCUCUACAGCAUUUAAUAAGCAACAAUCGUGAAGUUCGGACAAAAACAAAAUAUCUCAAUUAUCAAUCAGUUCAGCUUUAUUUGUACAACACCUUUCAUGGUUUAUCUUUAUACAGUUACAUAUACAGCGCUGCUUGAAAGUAUGUGAACCUCCUGAGCAUUUUUCUAUCGUUUUACCAUUAUAAACAUUUUGUUGUCAACUUUCGUAGGGGCAAAAGUCUGCGAACCCGGAGCUGCGUUGCUUAAAACAAGCAGGUUAACACAAUCAGCUGGUUCA